This is a messenger RNA of Dichomitus squalens LYAD-421 SS1, 348 nucleotides long. RefSeq lists its product as uncharacterized. Gene Ontology annotation, biological process: cellular heat acclimation. The annotation marks the transcript as partial. NCBI's taxonomy places the organism in Eukaryota, Fungi, Basidiomycota, Agaricomycetes, Polyporales, Polyporaceae. Gene Ontology annotation, cellular component: nucleus; cytosol. The transcript is spliced from 3 exons. Gene Ontology annotation, molecular function: transcription corepressor activity. The record is from RefSeq and is a predicted model, not a curated record.
AUGGCACCGCCGACACAAUCUUCUCCCGCUCUUCCCCUCAAUGUUGCUCCGGCAUCACGACCUCAGACAGCACAGUCGACGCUGUCCACUGCCUCCUCAACUACAGUGGGCGCGAACAAGUCCACAACAAAUACAUAUGCUCCGGACAUUUCGUCCCCUCACGAAUUGACGGCGUUUGUGGAGUCGCUGCUCGAACAGCUUGACCAGAAGUUCGACGACAUGUCCAGCCAGAUUCUCGAUCGCAUGACCCAAAUGUCAAGCCGUGUCGACGCCCUUGAGGCUUCCAUCCAAGACAUCAUCAGUAGCGAUGCUCCUCCCCCACUGCCUCCCAGUCUCCCGCAGUCUCCU